UGAAGAACAGAACAGACUCAGGAUCAAAAGCCUGGCUGGCAUGUCUCAGAUGCCAUGGUAUGUGAGGACUUCUGCCUAGUGAUGUUUUUCUUAAAGAAGAUAAAUUGCCCAGCAUAAAACUUAGCCUCUCUUUCAUCCAAAGGCUGUACCACAACAAUUUCUUCUUAAGAGUAUCUAAGAGCACACUUGGGUGGCACGAAUUUAAAUGAUGGUGCCAAAGGAAUGCUUUUUCAUGGAUUUGGAAGAAGACAACUUCAUUAGUUGCAACAUCUCUAACAACAGUGAAAACUUCUCUCUGAGGAAUGACUGGUUUAACCCAGGAUUCCUGUAUAUCAUCCCCAUUGUGUAUGGGCUCAUCAUUCUGAUAGGACUGGUUGGCAAUAUUACCCUGAUCAAGAUCUUUUGCACAGUCAAAUCUAUGCGAAAUGUUCCCAACUUGUUCAUAUCCAGCCUGGCUUUGGGAGACUUGCUUCUACUCAUCACAUGCGCCCCUGUGGAUGCUAGCAGGUAUCUGGCAGACAGGUGGCUUUUUGGCAGAAUUGGUUGUAAACUGAUCCCCUUCAUCCAGCUCACUUCAGUUGGGGUGUCAGUCUUUACACUCACAGCUCUCUCUGCAGACAGGUAUAAAGCUAUUGUUCGACCAAUGGAUAUCCAAGCUUCCCAUGCCCUGUUGAAGAUCUGCUUAAAGGCGGCUUUUAUCUGGGUCAUCUCCAUGUUGCUCGCCAUUCCUGAAGUGGUGUUUUCUGAUCUGCACCCUUUUUAUGAGCAAAGCACCAAUCAAACCUUUGUCACCUGUGCACCAUACCCCCAUUCCAAUGACCUACACCCCAAAAUCCAUUCAAUGGCUUCCUUCCUGAUCUUCUACAUUAUUCCCUUGUUCAUCAUUUCUGUAUAUUACUAUUUCAUUGCCAAGAAUUUGAUCCGGAGUGCUUACAAUUUGCCAGUGGAAGGGAAUAUACAUGUCAGAAGGCAGAUCGAAUCCCGAAAGCGGCUGGCCAAGACGGUGCUGGUGUUCGUAGCUCUCUUCGCUGUCUGCUGGCUGCCCAACCACAUCAUCUACCUGUACCGCUCCUACCACUACUCAGAGGUGGACAUCUCCAUGCUGCACUUUGUCACCAGUAUCUGCGCCCGGCUCCUGGCCUUCGCCAACUCCUGCGUGAACCCCUUCGCUCUCUACUUGCUAAGCAAGAGUUUCAGGAAACAAUUCAACUCCCAGUUCUCCUGCUGCCGGCAGGGACUGCUCAGGAGGUCCCAGAGUACCGGCAGGAGCACCACGUGCAUGACCUCACUCAAGAGCACCAACCAGUCCAUGGCCACCUUCAGCCUCAUCAAUGGCAAUCAUGUCUGCCAUGAGGGUUAUGUGUAGAGUUGCCCCAAGAAAGGUAGCUUUAAAUUGGGCUCUCAUUCACCCUGUAAUGGUCCAUGAGAGAUUUUAGCUCCUCUCACCCCUUCCCCCUUCCCAUCCCCAAUUUGGGUCUCCAUGUUGCAGAGAACACCUGAAACCCUUGAGAAACUGGUUUUGGCAGAAAGGACCUGGGAAUGAGGGACUGAGCUGUGGGUAUUUUGAAGAGAUAACAGCAUUACAUUCCUAUCUUCUACUGUAAUUGACCCAGGGAGAUGUUUCAGAAAUAUGAACGAAUGGAGGACAUAGCCCUAAGCUCUAGUUUGCAGGCAUAGCCUGCCUUAAGCAAGUCAAAUAGACGACUGUUCAGUUUUCCAAAGCAAAACAAAUAAACAAAAAAGUUGAUUGUUCAUUUUUAUCAACUAUUUCCUCUUUAGUGUACCUUUACACUGGUAGAUGGUUCACUUAAAAUGUGAUUUAUCUUUUCAGAAAAAAAACAUCUAUUGUGCCCAGUGAAGAGUACCUGUUUGUGAACUAAACAUGGCAAGUAUAUUUGACAUGCAUCUGUCUAAUGCUUUAGUGUUCAAGCUGAGGGACCUUCUCAAGUUAGAAAACCCAGUCAAAAUGAGGCAAUAAAAAUUGCUGAACAUUUAUUUUCCAAGGUAGGCACUGUUUUGUUUUCUUUGUCUUUAUAUCUUUCAUGCCUAGCAACUUGCCUAGUACAUAAUAGGAGCUUAAAAGUUCUCAUAGACUAAGUCCACAGGUAAAGCAGACAAUUUGAAAUGAUCUGCACUUGGUCUCUCCCUUUUGUGUAUGUGAAUAUAUAGCUUCAUAAGACUGAAUUCUUACUUGAUGACAGUCUCUUUCAUUUGGCUGCCACAAAAGAUUGAUUGCUAAGAAAUAAUGUU
This is a messenger RNA of Vombatus ursinus (common wombat), 2250 nucleotides long. RefSeq names its product gastrin releasing peptide receptor (gene GRPR). The record is from RefSeq and is a predicted model, not a curated record. Bases 206 to 1366 code for a protein of 386 amino acids. Gene Ontology annotation, cellular component: membrane. Gene Ontology annotation, molecular function: G protein-coupled peptide receptor activity. The transcript is spliced from 3 exons. Gene Ontology annotation, biological process: G protein-coupled receptor signaling pathway. NCBI's taxonomy places the organism in Eukaryota, Metazoa, Chordata, Mammalia, Diprotodontia, Vombatidae.